Lutzomyia longipalpis is the source of this 1437-nucleotide messenger RNA. Its product is annotated as aspartate aminotransferase, cytoplasmic-like. Gene Ontology annotation, cellular component: cytosol. Gene Ontology annotation, biological process: L-aspartate biosynthetic process. NCBI's taxonomy places the organism in Eukaryota, Metazoa, Arthropoda, Insecta, Diptera, Psychodidae. The transcript has a single exon. Bases 1 to 1227 code for a protein of 408 amino acids. Gene Ontology annotation, molecular function: pyridoxal phosphate binding; L-aspartate:2-oxoglutarate transaminase activity. The record is from RefSeq and is a predicted model, not a curated record.
AUGACGAGUGCUUUUGAUGAUGUACAGCUGACGCCCCCAAUUGAGGUGUUUGCCCUCACCAAGGCCUACAACGAGGAUAUCAAUGACAAGAAGGUGAACCUGAGUAUUGGAAUUUAUCGUACAGAUGAAGGUAAACCCUGGGUGCUACCUGUGGUAGCAAGGAUUGAGGCACAAAUUGCUGGCAAUGAAGCACUCAAUCAUGAAUACCUCCCCGUGACUGGAGAUGAGCAAUUUACAAAGGUUGCUGUUGCGCAUCUACUCGGUGAAGACUCUCCAGCAAUCCGAGAGAAUCGUGUAAUAGGAUGUCAGGCACUCUCUGGCACAGGAGCUCUCCGCUUAGGUGCUGAAUUGUUAGCUCGUGUGAUGCACAAGACAACCUAUUGCGUUUCAAUCCCAACAUGGGACAAUCAUGAUGACGUCUUCACCUCUGCUGGUUUCACGCACACCCAUUGCUACAGGUACUGGCAUUCAGCACGACGAGAGAUUGAUAUUGAUGGAAUGCUUGAAGAUUUGGUAGCAGCACCUGAAGGAUCAGUUGUUAAUCUACAUGCUUGUGCCCACAAUCCCACAGGAUGUGAUCCAACUCGUGAACAAUGGAAGCGCAUUGCUGAUGUUUGUGAAGCCCGAAAGCUUUUCCCAUUCUUUGAUUCGGCAUACCAGGGAUUUGCCAGUGGAGAUCCCAUUGAGGAUGCUUUUGCUGUUCGCUACUUUGUCUCACGGGGCUUUGAGAUAAUGUGUGCUCAGAGCUUUGUUAAGAACUUCGGACUCUACUCUGAGAGAGUUGGGAAUUUAGCAAUUGUCCUCGGGAAUCCUACAAAAUUACCAGCUGUUGUAUCCCAACUAUCGCUCCUUAUUCGUGGAAUGUACUCCAGUCCACCAGCCUUUGGGAGUCGCAUUGUAGGAACAAUUCUCAAUGAUCCGGAAUUACGAGCAGAAUGGAUGCUUUGCAUAAAGACAAUGUCAGAGCGAAUUAUGCGAAUGAGGAGGAUGCUUUACGAUCACUUGAUUGCGCUCAAGACACCCGGAACGUGGAGUCACAUCAUUGAUCAAAUUGGUAUGUUCUCCUACACGGGGCUCAGUGAAGAACAAUCACAACGUCUUGCCAGGGAAUUCCACAUUUAUCUCCCCAAAUCUGGACGCAUCUCCUUGUCUGGACUGAAUGACCGGAACAUGGAAUAUGUGGCCAAAGCUAUUCAUUACGUCAUCACGACUACCACAACGCCAUGAUUUCUUUUUAAGUUAAAGACUUUUUGCUGUGAUUGCAGGAAAAAUCAUUUUCUUGCUUUUAAAGAAAACUUUAUUAUUCAAAUUCAACUUUAUAACAAAAAAACAACUUUUGUCAAAUUCAAUUCAAUUGAACAUCGAAUAUUAAUUCAAUUUCAUCGGGCAGAGUAGUCAGAGGUGUAAAAAUUCAUUAUAAUUUCAUUUCAAAGUCAA